Molecule: messenger RNA, 2118 nt
Organism: Mercurialis annua (annual mercury)
Lineage: Eukaryota; Viridiplantae; Streptophyta; Magnoliopsida; Malpighiales; Euphorbiaceae
Exons: 3
Coding region: 43-1725 (560 amino acids)
Source: RefSeq, a predicted model, not a curated record
UUUAAAUAUAACGGUGACAUGUUUGCUGUUUAUUAAUUAGAAAUGACGAGUCGAAAUAUAUCUUUGUUGAUAUGGUGUGAUGGUCGUAUUGUGAGUUCUCCGUGUGGAAUAGAAUACCACGGGGGUCGUCCGGUUAAUAUGGCGCUUAGCGAGAGAAUGAGUUUCGAAGAAUUACAAAAUAUUUGUAGAAGAGCAGUGUCUACCGACGGGGAAGUAGAAAUUUCAAAAAUCUACUUUCGGCUUCCAAGAAUAGUUGAGGGUGCGGUACGGUCGUACUCGUUGUUUUCUGUGGAGAAUAACGAGCAUGUGUUUGGAAUUCUGAACGAGGUCGUGCGGUAUCCGCAACUAGAGAUUUUGGAAUUGUACGUGGAAUACGAGGCCGUGGUUCGCAACAAGACUUUACUAGAUCAGUUGGUCUUAGGUGAUUCAAGCGGGUCUGAGAGGGGUAGUGGUGAAGAGGAAGAAGAGGAAGAAGAGGAUUUCUACGACAGCAACGAAGAGGAUGUCGAGGAAGACUUAGGAGCAGAUUCACAAUAUGAGUCGCAACUUCCUGAGCAUGUAAGAACGGCGGAUCUUUGCGACUUUGACGUCGCCCCGGAGGCUGAUGAAAAGAUUAUGUGGGAUCCUGGGAUGGAAUUCCGAGUAGGGAUGGUAUUCCCAAAUCGCGAUGCCGUCCGAGCUUGUGCGACUACUUAUUCGGUCGGGGUGGGAAGGGAGUUCAAGGGUCGCCGGACUACCAACUCCACAAUAGUGUUGGCUUGCAGGCAGAACCCUGUAUGUAAAUGGUGGCUGCGCGCUACACUUCUGCAAGCAACUCAGAGGUGGACGUUGACAAAAUAUAUUGGCCCGCACACGUGCAAUCAGCUGUUACCUGAUCCAAACCAUCGGAAUUUUGGGUCUGUUGCAAUCGCAGACUAUAUCAAGGGUCAAGUAAAGCUGCAACGUGAUAUACGGAUCGAUACCCUCAGAGCUGGAAUUUGGAAACAAGUUGGAGUUAGGCCUCCGUAUAAACGAACCUGGAAUGCAAAGGAAAAGGCAAUAGCUGAUGUUUACGGUGGCUGGUAUGAAUCAUUUGGUAUGGUUCACAAGUUCAUGAACGAGAUGAUGCAUGUCAACCCUGGAUCUUUCUGGGAUGCAGAAGGCGCUGAGGUGUACACCGACGGGAUCCUUCAGCCGAAAGUCGUAACGUUCAACCGAAUGUUCUGGACUUUCAAACCGGUCUACUUCCACUUCGAUCCUACAGCCACUACAGACAGACGGGGGGAGUACUAUGGCCCGACUCAGUACUACGGUUCCACUUCCACUUCAGCAUCACAGCCUCCGUGGCAUCAGACCUAUUUCCCACAGGGACCCCAGGUAUCAUCGUAUCAGGUCCCGCCUUCGUCGAUGCCGUUUUUUGAGCCGUCGUACGGACAGACAGCAUAUACCACUUCUCUGGGCACACCACCGGCGUCUCAGUUCCAGCAGGCCACACCACCGGCGUCUCAGUUCCGGCAGGCCACACCACCGGCGUCUCCGUUUCAGCAGACCACACCACCGCCGUUUGCUGCAUCAGAUCAGUAUUACCGUCCAGCGCCAUAUACAGAUGCUCAACCGUUCACGUCUUUCGAUCAGUGUUACCGUCCCACGAUGCCUUCGGAUGAUCAGCCGUCGACGUCACAUUCGCGGCCAUCUUCUUCUCACCAGGCCCAGGAUCCAUCACAGCUACAUUUUACACUGUCAUAGUCAUGGUUAUUCGGUCCGGAGAUCGGUUCAGAGGCGUACGAGGAGCUUUUAUCACGACCGGAUCUCACACCUCCAUCUUUUAGACUCCUACCGCCCACAAAGGAGGAGACCGGUACUGCACCACCACCAGCAGACGUUCAGCAUUCAGCUCAGGACGAGGACGCCCACGACAGCGGCGAGAGCCCUCCGGUACCCAGACAGUUUCACUCGAUCACAGACAGCUCGCGGCACCGACGAGAGACUCACAGUUUGAGGAUACAGAGACCGAGGACUCGUAGAUAUGAGGAUUAGAUUUCAUAUUUUUCUUUAUUUAUCGAUUUUUGUAUUUUAGUAUAUGUUGUAUGUUUACUAUAUUAUGUAUAUUAUAUUCGUGUGUUAUAAUUGUUAUUUUUU